GUAAAGAGUUAUAAGUUUUGAAAAAAAACUUUUAGUACUACUAAUUACGCAUGUAAUUACAGCUAUACCUGCAAUUAAAGAACAUUUUACACCGGCUCGUACCGCGUAACUGUCUCGAUCGAUUUACUUUCCGUUUAUUCCUUUAAAAUGGAAGCAUUGAUACCCGUAAUAAAUAAAUUACAGGAUGUAUUUAAUACUGUUGGUGCUGAUGCUAUUCAAUUACCACAAAUUGUGGUAUUAGGUACACAGAGUUCUGGAAAAUCAUCUGUAAUCGAAAGUUUAGUUGGUCGGUCCUUUUUACCACGAGGUACUGGUAUUGUAACCAGAAGGCCUUUGAUAUUGCAACUUGUUUAUACACCUAAAGACGAUCGUGAUCAUCGAACUGCAGAAAAUGGUACAUUAGAUCUGGAAGAAUGGGGCACAUUUUUACAUAAAAGAAAUAAAAUAUAUACAGAUUUUGAUGAAAUUCGCAAAGAAAUAGAAUCUGAAACAGAUCGUAUGGCUGGGACUAAUAAAGGAAUUUGCCCAGAGCCGAUUAACUUAAAGAUUUACUCAACAUCGGUUGUUAAUUUAACACUUAUAGAUCUCCCUGGUAUUACAAAAGUACCAGUUGGUGAUCAACCUGAAGAUAUUGAGAGUCAAAUACGUCAACUUGUAUUGAAGUAUAUAUGUAAUCCUAAUUCUAUUAUAUUAGCUGUUGUUACUGCGAAUACAGAUAUGGCUACGAGUGAAAGUUUAAAACUUAGCAAAGAUGUUGAUCCAGAUGGCAGACGUACUUUAGCAGUUGUGACAAAAUUAGAUCUUAUGGAUGCUGGAACUGAUGCCAUAGACAUACUGUGUGGUAGAGUAAUACCAGUAAAAUUGGGAAUUAUUGGAGUAGUUAAUCGUUCCCAACAAGAUAUAAUGAAUAACAAAACUAUUCAAGAUGCAUUAAAGGAUGAAGCUACAUUUUUACAACGUAAAUACCCUACCUUAGCAAACAGAAAUGGAACACCUUAUUUAGCUAAAACUUUAAAUCGUUUACUCAUGCAUCACAUUCGAGAUUGCCUUCCAGAUCUAAAGACACGAAUAAAUGUGAUGGUAUCACAAUUUCAAACUCUACUAAAUUCAUAUGGUGAAGAUGUUGGUGACAAGAGCCAAACUUUACUUCAGAUCAUUACUAAAUUUGCGAGUAGUUAUUGUUCCACGAUCGAAGGAACAGCUAGAAAUAUAGAAACAACAGAGUUGUGUGGCGGUGCUCGAAUUUGUUAUAUAUUUCAUGAAACAUUUGGAAAAACAUUAGAUUCUAUACACCCGCUGGCGGGUCUGACAAAGAUGGACAUUUUAACAGCUAUUCGAAAUGCAACUGGUCCAAGACCUGCUCUAUUUGUACCCGAAGUUUCAUUCGAAUUAUUGGUUAAACGACAAAUUCGUAGACUCGAGGAACCUUCUUUACGAUGCGUAGAACUCGUACACGAAGAAAUGCAAAGGAUCAUACAACAUUGUGGCACAGAGGUACAACAGGAGAUGUUACGUUUUCCAAAAUUACACGAACGAAUCGUCGACGUUGUUACGCACUUGUUACGUCGACGUCUCCCACCUACUAAUCAUAUGGUUGAAAAUUUAGUCGCUAUAGAACUGGCAUAUAUUAAUACCAAGCAUCCAGAUUUUCAUAAAGAUGCAGCUCUUGUAUCAUCCUUAUUGAAAGCUUCUGAUGUAGAUCAUGUAAAACAGAGUAGAAGAUUACCUUCUACUACAACUGCACCGAGUACUAUAAUUACAAAUGAUACAAACGUAAAGUCAGUUAACAAUCAAGACGAAGUAGCAUCUUUUUCCGAGCAGAAUAAAGAUCAGCAAGGGCAUCAAAAUCAUUGGUUGUUAAGUAACUUGUUGCCUCAUGGACGAACCGAAUCAAAUAGUUCAAUUGAUGGUUCUCCGGUGAGGAAUCACGAGCUCAGUACUUCUCCUCAUCCAAAUCAAAGUCCAAAUCCAAUGAUCGAAGGAAUAAAAACAUCCUCGCAACAAAAACCAGUAAAUCUACUGCCAGAGGUACCAAUGCAAACAUCUCGCAAACUUAGCGAACGGGAACAACGAGACUGUGAUGUGAUUGAAAGACUAAUAAAAUCAUACUUUUAUAUCGUACGAAAAUCUAUACAAGAUAGCGUUCCAAAAGCUGUCAUGCAUUUCCUAGUCAACUAUGUAAAAGAUAACUUACAAAGCGAACUCGUAACGCAUCUAUAUAAGUCAGAUCACGCCGAGGUUCUCUUAAACGAGAGUGAACACGUUGCUGUUAGGCGUAAAGAAGCAGCAAAUAUGUUAAAGGCACUAACGCAAGCUGGUCACAUAAUUAGCGAAAUUCGAGAGACGCACAUGUGGUAACUGAGCUUGUUCAUUACUCACAUCAUCAGUUUCUAGUUCAAUUUAGACAUUUUGGUGAUUUAGUAGCUAAACCGGCAGAUGAAAUCACGUGUAUGUCAAGCUACUUUGUGCAGUUUAUACUUUACAUGCAAACAGUGUUUACAACAACAAUUUUAAGAUCUAAGAUCUUUUAGUUUCAUUUUAUAAGUAUGAAAGAACACGAUACCGUAACACGUGCAUUUAUAGUAAUCAUUGAUAUCGAGCAAUUGAGGUAUUACUACUAAUAAUAAUGGUGCUCAUGCCACAAUUCUACGUCAAAAGCCUUAUUAAAUUAAUGCGAAUGUUCUUUUCACAUUUAAAACAAUCGUAAAACGUAAAAACAAGUGUAAACCACCGCGAAUGCAGGGCAAUUUGUAAUUUUUUACAGCAUUUUUGCACUGCAUGAAAAAAUUGAAAAAUGUAUAGUACCCGAUACUGGAUAUAAGUUUUUGUUUUUUGGUACUCGUGAUACAAAUUUUAACUCAUUUGUAUGUACGUGUGUGUACGCACAUGUGUAUAUUGUACACACCCACAUUCGUAUACAUGAUAAAUAUGUAUGUGUGUACACAUCUAUAUUAUAUAUGUAAUUAUAAAUGUGUACACAUUUCGAUACUUUUGUUGACUUA
Messenger RNA from Megachile rotundata (alfalfa leafcutting bee), 3002 nucleotides. RefSeq names its product dynamin related protein 1 (gene Drp1). Lineage: Eukaryota; Metazoa; Arthropoda; Insecta; Hymenoptera; Megachilidae. The record is from RefSeq and is a predicted model, not a curated record. Gene Ontology annotation, cellular component: mitochondrion; microtubule; membrane. Gene Ontology annotation, molecular function: GTPase activity; microtubule binding; GTP binding. Gene Ontology annotation, biological process: peroxisome fission; intracellular distribution of mitochondria; mitochondrial fission.